Pochonia chlamydosporia 170 is the source of this 2184-nucleotide messenger RNA. RefSeq names its product glucosyltransferase. The record is from RefSeq and is a predicted model, not a curated record. Gene Ontology annotation, molecular function: dolichyl pyrophosphate Glc2Man9GlcNAc2 alpha-1,2-glucosyltransferase activity. The coding region runs from base 1 to 2184 and encodes 727 amino acids. The transcript has 5 exons. NCBI's taxonomy places the organism in Eukaryota, Fungi, Ascomycota, Sordariomycetes, Hypocreales, Clavicipitaceae. Gene Ontology annotation, biological process: dolichol-linked oligosaccharide biosynthetic process; protein N-linked glycosylation. Gene Ontology annotation, cellular component: endoplasmic reticulum.
AUGGCGAACGACACUCAACUCAAUAGUCGCUGGGUGUCCCCGGUGGCCACCCUGAUACUCUCGUCUCCCCUUUUGUUUCUACUCUCACGAGGAGCCGGGCAGAAAUGGAAGAUUCUUCUGCCAUUCAACUUGCUAAUUUUGCUGAGCGGAGCUUGGCUCACUCUCGUUUCGGAGACUGUAACACAGCCGUACUUGGACGAAAUAUUUCAUAUUCCACAAGCUCAAAAAUACUGCGAAUGCAAAUUUCUCGAGUGGGAUGACAAAAUCACGACACCGCCUGGGCUGUAUCUCUUUUCCAUCUUGUUGCAGAAAGCCGCAGCAGCCACAGGCAUGCCAUGGUUGUUUAGCUGCGAUGCCAGCAGUUUACGCGCCACAAAUGUCCUUGGGUUGAUUGUUCUCGUUUCUCUGACUAUGCUAUGUCGGCAUGAGAUUGAAUCGCGACUCUACGAGGCACACUCAUCGAAGCGACCCAAGACAGUGUCAACGUAUGCCAUACAUACAGCUUUCAAUAUCGCCCUUUUCCCACUGCUGUUCUUUUUCUCAGGACUGUACUACACUGAUGUUAUUUCGACGGCUGUGGUGCUUGGAUCCUAUUUAAAUUACCUCAAGCGCGUUGGGCGGGAUAAGUGCUCCUUUGUUAUCGACUUGGUUACUAUUCCACUGGGAAUGUUGGGUCUAUUCAUGAGGCAGACGAACGUUUUCUGGAUUGUGGUGUGGAUGGGCGGUUUGGAGGCGGUCCAUGCAGUCAAAACCCUGCGGCCGCAACGAGUAGAUCAACCUUUCAUGACUACGUUGACGGAGCAGAUGAAGUUUUAUGCCUGGAGGUAUUCUAUCGGCGAUAUUCAUGAUCCGCCUUUGAAUCUGGCCUGGCCUGAUGACAUGCUCUUCACUGCGAUCAGCGUUUGCAUUGCAAUUAUUUGCAAUCCCGUCCGAGUCCUUCGUCGAGUUUGGCCGUACGUGGCAAUUCUCGCUGCUUUUGUCGGAUUUGUGGCAUGGAAUGGCGGUGUUGUGCUGGGUGACAAGUCCAAUCAUAUUGCCACUAUACACCUGGCACAGCUUCUUUAUAUCUGGCCGUUUUUUGCCUUCUUUUCUGUCCCGCUUCUCAUACCAUAUGCGAUUCCAGUUCUCAACACGUGCAGAAUUUUACUCGGCUCAAAAUCACAGGGAAACCAGACUGGUGGCUCUACACCAGCUCCAAAGUCCUCCAGCUCCUUCAAUCUGUCUCGAUCUGUCAAGUCGUCCAAACGAUCAGGAAGCUCCAAGGCCAAAGGAAACACCUCCCAUCCUUCUCAGUCUACCACCGAACCCCCAAGUCGCCCGUCCCUUUCUCCAGCUUUCAAAUCAAUAGAGUUCAUAUUCAACUCCAAGUUCAUACCUUGGGCAAUCUACAUUGUCCUCACCUUUGUGGCAUCCGCAGCUAUUGUCAAGUACAACACCAUUAUCCACCCAUUCACCCUCGCCGACAAUCGACACUACAUGUUCUACAUCUUUCGAUAUACCAUUCGUCGUGGCGCGCUGGUCAGGUUCCUUCUGAUUCUCCCAUAUACAGUCAGUAGAUGGAUGGUAUGGGGAACCUUGGCAGGCUGCGCGAACUGGAUCUCGUCGGGCAACCAGGAGUUGUGCUCUGCAUGGUAUGAUGUUAACAAAUCCGCUCCGUAUACAAGCUACCCGCUCUGGAUUGCGUGGGGGACCAAGAAGACACAGACAGACGCCGAAUACCCGAAAGAUCUGAGUCAAGUCCAAAAUUCUUCAUCGGCGUCAACCGACGGGGAGCAACGAACCAAUUUGGAAAAUGACCCCCUUUAUGCGUCGGUUGAGCCGGUCUCUACGUCUACGGGUCUCAUAUUCCUGGUGGCCACUUCACUGUCUUUAAUGACGGCGCCGCUGGUCGAGCCUCGCUACUUCAUUAUCCCAUGGGUAAUCUGGCGCUUGCUGGUACCAGCAUGGAGGGUCCAUCAUCACCGAGAUGUGGACAGCCUAUUUCAGGGAGUGGCGCCGCAGCCGCUCGCUGGCAAAGUCAUCAACGUCUUUGUACGAUAUGACGUGCGACUUAUUGCCGAGACGCUGUGGUUCAUUGCGAUCAAUGUGGCGACUGGGUAUAUAUUCCUCAUGAAGCCAUAUGUGUGGAAAGACGAGCAUGGGCAAAUACUCGACGAUGGUCGCCUACAACGGUUCAUGUGGUAG